AUGUAUCGACACGAGGGAGCCCCCAAGAGGGACAGCGAGGUCAAUGGCGCGACUCGCACCACCACCACCACCGACAACAAAAACAACCAUACCAACACCUUUGACCCGACUUCCCCUUCGCAGGCCGAAUUACCUACCUCCCAUUCACCCCCCAAGAGCUCUGUCCAUCAAUUCGACAAUCCCUACCACUCUCCUACUCCGGCGCCGUUGACAGCGACUGCAAAAUUGGCACCAGCUCCUCACAUUCCAGAUCUGCCGGCGUCCCCCGGAGCUUUGACGACUUCAACUUCUCGCUAUCAGAGCGAGCGGGACUACCAGGCGCCGCCACGAGACAAGCCGACUAGUAGUUACUACGAUCCGACCUCCGACUCGAGCGAGAGGAGACCCUCAGACAGCCUGGCGAAGUGGCAUGAAGGGCAAGGACAGACUCAGACUCCUCAGACUCGAGAAUCCUACAAGUACCCAUCAUCGACCUCCGAAAGCUAUCACAACAGCGGGACGUACGCGUCUCCAGCGGCGCCGUCCUACCCCCCUCGAUCGCCAGGCUCGCAUGCCCAUCCGCGCCGUUCUUCCAUAACUCAGUCGCCGAGGAUAUCUACGAUGGCCUCACCGACCGUGAGGCACAACGGAGUGGUCAUGGGCAGUCCCGCAGUGAGUGCCCCACCGGUCGCGACGACCCCCAGCCGACCAGCCGACCCCAUGGCCAUGUCUAGCAUCUUGUCCAACGCAGACCCGAUCCCGAAGCCAACACCGCCUCCCAGCGUUCCGAAACCCCGCAAACCAGCACGACAAAGUAUCGCAGCCAUGGCAGAGAACGUCUCCAGAGAUAGCUCUCGCCAGUCGUCCGCCGCUCCUGCCCACACACCCGUCUCGCGAGUCCCGGCCAAGCGAAAAGCAAACGGAGAGCCCAAGAAGAGCCCGCCGAAGCCCAAGCAGCUGACCAAGGAGCAAGAAAAGGAGAUUCAGGCGACCAUGGCCCAAAUCGAGGCCGAGGCAGAGGAGUUCGAGAUGGCCGACGCGGAGGACCACAAGAUGCACUACCAGAAACGCCUGCUGAAGCGGAAACUCGAAGUCGAGGCGACCGAAAAUGUCAAGUCGAAGCAUCGGAGAACGCUCUGGGGAACCAAGCAGAGCCAGAAGUUCGAGCGCCAUGCCCUGCAAGGCGAGGAUCGUUACAAGGCGAUUCAUCAUGAUGCCGCGGUCUCUACUGUCCAGGAGAAGGAGAUUGCAAACGAGAAGGAGCGGAAGAAGGAAAUGCAGCGAAAGCGUCGCCGGGAGAAGACGGUGGCUGCCAAUAUCGAGCAGAAGGAGGCUGCUAUAGCCAAGGCCCAAGCUGCUACCGACGAGCAAGAGCGGCUGAAAUAUUUCAAGGACGCACAGCGAGCCGAGAAGAAGGCUCAGCAGACGAAGCUGAUAUUGGCCAGAGGAGAUAACCCGGGUGUGGAUCUCCGCGCGGUCUCCCCUCUGGAGCCGAACCUACUCGGAGGUGUCAUGUCCACCUUCACAGCUGCCGAUCCUGAGGCCAAACCCAGGUCGAAGCGUGGUGGAGCCCGGUUGCGCAAGUCGAAGGAGCAGAAGCAAGCCGAGAAGGACUCGGCGGAAGCCGCUCAGGCUGCGAUCGAUGCUGGAGAAGACCCGGCACCUCCGCCGCCUCACCGAGAAGAGCCAAAGAUCAGACUCAAGAUCAAUAAUAAAGAGCCAAAGGAACCACGAGACGACUCACCGCUACCAGUAGUAGCCUUCGAACCGUUUGUUUCAAAGGGGUACAACCAGAUUUACGACCAAAUUUGGCGAGACCUGGCUCGGAAAGAUGUCAGCAAGACCUACAAGACGGCGGUAGAGUCAAACGCGGUCAAGACAUCAAAUUUGAAGAAGACGGCGAUCCUGGCAUCCAAGGAAGCAAAGCGGUGGCAACUCAAGACCAACAAGGGUACCAAGGAUCUUCAAGCCCGGGCCAAGCGUGUCAUGCGUGAGAUGAUGUCGUUCUGGAAGCGCAACGAGCGUGAAGAACGUGAUCUCCGACGCGCGGCUGAGAGGGCAGAGAUUGAGAAUGCGAAGAAGGCUGAAGCUGACCGCGAGGCCAACAGACAGAAGAGGAAACUCAACUUCUUGAUCUCGCAGACCGAGCUGUACUCCCACUUCAUCGGCAAGAAGAUCAAGACGGAUGAGGUUGAGCGGUCAACGGAUCAUCCCGAUGUAGCUGUGGCCGAGAAGGAUCCCAACCCACACUCUGUCGAUGUACCUGACCACGAUGGGACGGCGGCUCCUGCCCGGGUUACGAAUUUCGAGGAUCUGGACUUCGAUGCGGAUGACGACUCGGUGCUCAAGGCUGCUGCCAUGGCCAACGCUCAGAGUGCUAUCCAGGAGGCUCAGAACAAGGCCAGAGCUUUCAACGAAUCAGAUGAGGCGCCGGCGAUGGACGAGGAGGGAGAGAUGAACUUCCAGAAUCCCGCUGGAAUGGGCGACGUCGAUAUAGAGCAACCGAAGAUGCUCAAUGCCCAGCUCAAGGAGUACCAACUCAAAGGUCUCAACUGGCUGGUCAACCUCUAUGAGCAGGGUAUCAACGGUAUCCUGGCCGAUGAAAUGGGUCUUGGAAAGACGGUUCAGUCGAUAUCCGUCAUGGCAUACCUGGCAGAGAAGCAUGGCAUCUGGGGUCCGUUCUUGGUUGUUGCACCGGCCUCUACGCUUCACAACUGGCAGCAGGAGAUCAGCAAGUUCGUGCCGACGUUGAAGGUGCUGCCCUACUGGGGCUCUGCGGCCGAUCGAAAGGUGCUGCGGAAGUUCUGGGACCGCAAGCACAUCACCUACACGCAAGAUGCUUCAUUCCACGUUCUCAUCACCUCUUAUCAAUUGAUCGUAUCCGAUGUCGCCUACUUCCAGAAGAUGAAGUGGCAAUAUAUGAUCUUGGACGAAGCUCAAGCCAUCAAGAGCUCCAGCAGUUCUCGAUGGAAGAGCCUUCUCGGCCUCCACUGUCGAAAUCGUCUCUUGCUUACGGGUACGCCCAUCCAAAACAACAUGCAGGAACUUUGGGCCUUGCUCCACUUCAUCAUGCCUAGCUUGUUCGACUCUCACGACGAGUUCAGCGAAUGGUUCUCCAAGGACAUCGAAAGCCACGCGCAGAGUAACACGAAGCUCAACGAGGACCAACUGAAGCGUCUGCACAUGAUCCUGAAACCUUUCAUGCUUCGUCGUGUCAAGAAGCACGUCCAGAAGGAGCUGGGGGACAAGAUUGAGCUCGACAUCUUCUGCGACCUCACAUACCGUCAACGCGCCUAUUACAGCAACCUCCGAAACCAGAUCAGCAUCAUGGAUCUUAUCGAGAAGGCUACGAUUGGUGACGACAACGACACGGGUACCCUGAUGAACUUGGUGAUGCAGUUCCGAAAGGUCUGCAAUCAUCCUGAUCUGUUUGAGCGUGCUGAGACGACAUCGCCGCUCUCGUUUAGUCACUUUGCCGAGACGGCUUCGUUUAUGCGUGAGGGUCCCACGAUCAAUGUCGCGUACUCCAGUCGCAACUUGAUCGAAUACAAGCUUCCUCGCUUGAUAUGGCGCCAGGGUGGUAGGCUGGACAUGCCGGGGCAGGAUAACGACAAGGCUGGGUUCAGAGGGAAAUACUUGGAUCAGCUGAUGAACGUGUUUACUCCCGAGCAUAUACGCGAGACUUCUAAGGGCAGCGGAGCAUUCUCGUUCCUUCGAUUUGCGGAUUCUUCUGUUGAAGAGGCAUCCAAGGCUUCUCGCACAGGCGUCUUCUCUCGGGCUGUGAAUCUUGCAAAGAAGCCUCGUCGAUUGGGCCCCAUGACCAUAAUCUACGACGAGGAGGAGGACAAGAACUUCACACCCGGGCAAGCAAUGCUCAACAUCGUCGACCGGAAUGAUCGCCAGCCAUUGGCUAGUGUGACUACUGAAGGCUACCUGGACAAGCUGCUCAAUGUAGCCAAGGAGAUCUUCACAGCGUCUGGCCUGAGCCGACUGGAGCAAUGUGGCCGAGCAGCUGCUACUGCACCGCCGAUUGAGGUCUUCUGCGCCAGUCGCGGUGCGGUUAUCGAGAAGGAAAAUACGAUGUUCAACAUCCCAGUUCGCCGUGCCCUGUAUGGGCCUUCGCCAGUGGAAGAGAAGGCAUUGAUCACCUCCAAGAUACCUCUUCCAUUCUGGCCAACCGAAAAGAUGCUCCCCGCGCCAACAUCUGAGAAGCAACGCUUCACCAACAUCCUCGUUCCCUCGAUGCGCCGCUUCGUUACCGACUCUGGCAAACUGGCUAAGCUCGAUGAGCUCCUGUUCAAGCUGAAGGAGGGUGGUCACCGCGUGCUGCUCUAUUUCCAGAUGACCCGCAUGAUUGACCUCAUGGAAGAAUAUCUUACCUACCGAAAUUACAAGUACUGUCGUCUUGACGGAUCCACCAAGCUCGAGGAUCGCAGAGACACGGUCCACGAUUUCCAGACCCGCCCCGAGAUUUUCAUCUUCCUGCUCAGUACCCGUGCUGGCGGUCUUGGUAUCAAUCUGACGAGCGCUGAUACGGUCAUCUUCUACGACUCCGACUGGAACCCUACCAUCGACUCCCAAGCCAUGGAUCGCGCGCAUCGUCUUGGCCAGACCCGCCAAGUUACCGUCUACCGCAUGAUUACACGCGGUACCAUCGAAGAGCGUAUCCGCAAGCGCGCCUUGCAAAAAGAGGAGGUGCAGAAGGUGGUCAUGACUGGUGGAUCAGGCGGUGGCGUUGACUUCAACACGAGGAGCAAGGAGAAUCGGACGAAGGACAUCGCCAUGUGGCUCGUGGACGACGAAGAGGCUGCGGAGAUUGAGCGCAAGGAGAGGGAGAUUGCGGAGGCCGAGGCGGCUGCCCCACCCGAGAAGAAGAAAGGGCGGAAGAAGGCCAAGAAGAACGACGGGAGUGGCGGGGGAAGCUUGGAGGAUCUGUAUCACGAGGGCGAGGGUCAUUUCGAUGACGGCUCCACCCGUCCUUCUGGGUCUGGGACUCCGGCCCCUGGCGCCGAUGGCGAGGGCAAGAAGAGCAAGAAAGCGCGGAAGCCGAGCGCGAAGAAGGCGAAGACGGCGAAGCAGAGGCUUGCCAUGGCUGAUGGCGAUGUCGAUAUGGGGGGUUGA
Drepanopeziza brunnea f. sp. 'multigermtubi' MB_m1 is the source of this 5100-nucleotide messenger RNA. RefSeq lists its product as uncharacterized. Gene Ontology annotation, biological process: chromatin remodeling; DNA repair; DNA-templated transcription. Gene Ontology annotation, molecular function: ATP hydrolysis activity; histone binding; ATP-dependent chromatin remodeler activity. Gene Ontology annotation, cellular component: Ino80 complex; nucleus. Lineage: Eukaryota; Fungi; Ascomycota; Leotiomycetes; Helotiales; Drepanopezizaceae. The record is from RefSeq and is a predicted model, not a curated record.